Dipodomys ordii (Ord's kangaroo rat) is the source of this 4112-nucleotide messenger RNA. RefSeq names its product MYB binding protein (P160) 1a (gene Mybbp1a). Gene Ontology annotation, molecular function: transcription corepressor activity; RNA binding; transcription factor binding. The record is from RefSeq and is a predicted model, not a curated record. The transcript has 26 exons. Lineage: Eukaryota; Metazoa; Chordata; Mammalia; Rodentia; Heteromyidae. The coding region runs from base 29 to 4018 and encodes 1329 amino acids. Gene Ontology annotation, cellular component: nucleolus. Gene Ontology annotation, biological process: regulation of DNA-templated transcription.
CUCACCCAGCCCACGUGUUUCGCGCAGCAUGGCGGACAAGAAGAGCUCACCGAGCGCCGAGCCCGGGGCUCCGGGAGAGGCGACAAAUGCCGAUCGCCAUGGCCUGCUGGAGCACAGCCGCGAGUUCUUGGAUUUCUUCUGGGACAUCGCCAAGCCGCAGCAGGAAACGCGGCUCGAGGCUACGGAGAAGCUGCUGGAGUAUCUGCGCACGAGGCCGCAGGGGUCGGAGAUGAAAUAUGCCCUGAAGCGCCUGAUCACUGGGCUUGGCGUGGGGCGAGAGGCCGCGCGGCCCUGCUACAGCUUGGCUCUGGCACAGUUGUUACAGUCUUUUGAGGACAUCCCCUUGUGCAGCAUCCUGAAACAGAUACAAGAAAAGUAUGAGUUGCAAAAGAUGAACAAGGCAACCAUGAGACCUGUUCUCUUUGCAAACCUGUUUGGGGUGCUAGCCCUCUUUCAGUCUGGUCGGCUGGUGAAGGACCCAGAGGCCCUGAUGAAGUCAGUGAAGCUUCUCCAAGCCCUGGCCCAGCACUACAACCACUUACAGGGACAGCCCAUGAAGGCCCUGGUGGACAUCCUGUCUGAGGUCCCAGAGGCCAUGUUCCAGGAGAUCCUGCCUAAGGUCCUCAAGGGCGACUUGAAAGUUGUCCUGAGUUCCCCAAAGCACCUGGAGCUGUACCUAUUGGCCCAGCAGAAAGUGCCCUCAGACCUCGAGAAGCUCGUGGGAUCCGUUGACCUCUUCUCAAAGGAGAAUAUCCCUAGUCUAGUGACUGUGCUGAAGAUGGCGGCCACCUCUGUGAAGAAAGAGCACAAGUUACCUGAUGUGGCUCUGGACCUGCUCCGCCUGGCGCUUAAGGAAGACAAGUUUCCACUAUUCUGGAAUGAGGUAGUAGAGCAAGGGCUGCUGAAGAAGCCAUCCUGGCCAGCCAGUUACCUGUGUUUCCGUCUGCUGGGAGCAGCCCUGCCCCUGCUAUCCAAGGAGCAGCUGCACCUGGUGAUGCGAGGAGACCUGAUCCGCCAUUUGGGGGAGCACAUGGUCAUUGCCAAGUCCCAAAACCUGUUCAGGUUUGCCCCGGUGAUGAGUGCCUAUGUGUCCACCUUCCUGGAGGGAUGCCAGGACAACCCUGAGCGGCAAUUGUCUGUGCUGGUGGCCUUCUCGUCCAUCACUAACCAGGGUCUCCCUGUCAUGCCUACCAUCUGGCGUGUCACACGGUUCCUGAACCCCCAAGCCCUGCAGAGCUAUGUGUCCUGGCUACAGGACAUGUUUCUCCAGCCAGACCUGGACUCUCUGGUUGAUUUUAGCACCACCAACCAGAAGAAAGUCCAGGACGCUUCAUUCAACGUGCCUGAGCGAGCUGUGUUCCGACUGCGGAAGUGGAUCAUCCAUCGCCUAGUCAGUAUUGUGGAUCAAUUGCCCCUGGAAAAGGAGGUGGCUGUCGUCGAGCAGGUGGCCAGGUUUUGCUUGUUCCACUCAUUCUUUAAAACAAAGAAGCCCACAAGCCAGAUCCCAGAAACCAAGCAUCAGUUUUCCUACCCUUUGGACACCCGGGCCCGAGAGUUCAUCGUUAAUGCCUUCUUCAGCCUGCUGCAGACCCUCAGUGUGAAAUUCCGGCCAGGGCCUGACCAGACCGAAGAUGAGAAGCCCUGGACCUACCGCCUAGUGCGAUUGGCAGAUUUCCUGUUGAGCCAUACUCGCAACGUGGCCAUCCUGACGCCCUUCACAGCACAGCAGCGCCAGGCCUGGACCCAGAUGCUGGACACCCUGAAGGAACUAGAAGCCCGUUCCUCAGAGGCCAAGGCCAAUGCCUUCCAGCACCUGCUGCUCCUGGUGGGCAUCCACCUUUUCAAGUCCCCUGUAGAGAGCUGUGAACUCCUUGGUGACAUUCAGACCUGCAUCAAGAAAAGCAUGGAGCAGAGGACCCGUCGCUCCCGAGCCAAGACCACCAACACCCAGGAGCCUCCAUGGGUGGAAGUGAUGGUAGAGAUCCUGCUAUCCCUGCUGGCCCAGCCCAGCCAUCUGAUGCGCCAGGUGGCCCGGAAUGUGUUCAGCCACAUCUGUUCCCACCUGACCUCACGUGCCCUGCGACUCAUUUUGGAUGUGCUGAACCCUGAAGCAAAUGAGGAUGAGGAGGACAACGUGGUGGUCACUGAUGAUUCUGAGGAAAAGCUGAAGGAGGCAGAGGAUGAGGGCUCGGAUAGUGAAGAUGAAAAUUCAGAGAGCGACGGGGAUAACGGCCAAGAUGAGGAGAGUGAUGAGGAAGAACGAGAUGAGGAUGUGGACCCAGGCUUCCGCCAGCAGCUGAUGGAGGUGCUGCAGGCUGGAAAGGCGCUGGGCGGAGAGGACAGUGAUGAGGAAGAACUGGGAGAUGAAGCCAUGAUGGCCCUGGACCAGAACCUUGCCAGUCUCUUUGCUGAACAAAAGAUGCGCAUGCAGGCCCGGCGAGAUGAGAAGAACAAGCUGCAAAAGGAAAAAGCGCUCCGGCGGGACUUCCAGAUCCGGGUACUGGACCUGAUAGAAGUGCUGGUCACCAAGCAGCCUGAGAGCCCCCUGGUCUUGGAAUUGCUGGAACCCCUGCUAAGCAGCAUCCGGCGAUGCAUGCGCAGUCGCAGCUCCACCAAGCAGGAGCAGGACCUCUUACACAAGAUGGCCCGCAUCUUCAUGCACCACCUGUGCCGCGCCCGGCACUACUGCCAUGAGGUGGACAACUGCACAGAGGCCCUGCAUGCCCAGGUAGAGCGGCUUGUGCAGCAGGCUGGCCACCAGGCCGACUCUUCUGUUGCCCUCUACUACUUCAAUGCGUCACUCUACCUGCUGAGGGUCUUGAAGGGCAACACUAGGCAGAGGCACUUCCCAGAGGAACAGAAACGGCCCAGCUCUCAGCCCAAGGAACCACAGGCCACCAACUGCUUGGACUUGAACUUCGUGACAUCUGUGUACUCAGCAGCACUGAGCACCUUCCUGACCAAGCGCAACAGCCCCUUCACCGUUCCCAUGUUCCUCACUCUCUUCUCUCGGCAUCCGAUGAUCUGUAAGAACCUGCUUCCUCUCCUGGUCCAGCAGGUGGGCAGCUCGGCACGCCCCCGCCAUCAGUCCCAGGCCUGCCUGCUACUACAGAAGUCCCUGUCCGCACGGGAGCUGAGAAUAUGCUUUGAGGACCCUGAGUGGGAGCAGCUGAUUGGCAAGGUCCUGGCAAAGGUCAUUGAGGCCCUUCGCACGCUGGGGGAGGCGCAGAGUAAGUCGGAGCACCAGAAGGAACUGUCCUCCCUGGAGCUGCUCAACACCCUCUUAAGGACAAUCAAUCACGAGAAGCUGACUGUGGACCUGACAGCUCUCCUGGGCACACUGCAGGGGAAACAGCAGACCCUGAAGCAGAGCUUGAAACAGGGGAACCAUUCUGCCGGUUCCAACCGCCUCUACGACCUCUAUUGGCAGGCCAUGAAGAUUCUAGGCGUUCAGCGCCCCAAAUCGGAGAAGGAAGCCAAGCCCAAUGAAACCGAGAGCCCCGUAAGUAUGAAGCGCAAGAAGAAGGGAUUCUUGCCUGAGACCAAGAAACGUAAGAAACGCAAGGCAGAGGACACUUCAGCCGAGGAAGUGGUGACCCCACCUCCAGCCACAGCUGGGGACCAGCCUCCCAGCACUGGCAAGAAGAGGAGGAGGAAGAAGAUGAAGGCCAAGGAUUUGGUCUCAUCCCCAGGGACACCUGCCACCAAGAGUCCAGCCCUUGACACCCCCACCCUGAGCCCCAGCACCCCUGUCAACACCCCUGCCAAGACCCCAAAGCUGCAGAAGCAAAAAGAGAAGGUGUCACAGGAGAAUGAAGCCUCUCCCAUAUCCCCCACAGAGCCCGCAAGCAAAAAGCAGUAUCAGAAGGCUCUGCCCAAAAAGGGGGUCUUGAGCCCAACCCCACAGUCCUCUGUGCCACGGAAAAAGGCACGCCUGUCUUUGGUUGGCAGGAGCCCCAGCCUGUUUCAGAGUGGGAUGAAAAAAAGGAAAGUGCUGCAGAAGAAGGGGACACCCUGAGUGCAGCCUGCCCUCCCCACGCCUCCAGUGGUCCUACAGACUCCUCUAUUUUUUUUCCACUAUGAUUUUUAAUAAACCGCAGCAUAAGGCACCA